AUGCAUGACCUCUGUUCAUUUGAACCUGAAAUUAUUGCGCCUAAACGUAGAAUGUACAGCGAAGAAGCAUGGAGACGUUAUUUGGAAUAUCAAAAGAGUCCAACAUCUUUCCAGCCAUUGGAAUCAUCGUCAAAUAUGCACGUCGAUCGACGGCGAACUAGCGCUGCUGGGCAUGAAGAAGAACAUCCAGAGCAUUCUUCGGACACCUUUGAACCAUCUGAACAUUCAGUGUCAAAUACAAGGCAAAAUAAACUUUAA
Molecule: messenger RNA, 258 nt
Organism: Enterobius vermicularis (human pinworm)
Lineage: Eukaryota; Metazoa; Nematoda; Chromadorea; Rhabditida; Oxyuridae
Source: the annotation of a GenBank genome assembly